This is a messenger RNA of Nematostella vectensis (starlet sea anemone), 2930 nucleotides long. RefSeq names its product protein odr-4 homolog. Bases 113 to 1480 code for a protein of 455 amino acids. Lineage: Eukaryota; Metazoa; Cnidaria; Anthozoa; Actiniaria; Edwardsiidae. Gene Ontology annotation, biological process: intracellular protein localization. The transcript has 11 exons. The record is from RefSeq and is a predicted model, not a curated record. Gene Ontology annotation, cellular component: endomembrane system.
AGCGAUGCAGGGGAGCUCGUGCCAGGCCUCCGCGGCUUUCAAUAUGGCCGACGAGACGAAAAGAUGAUUCAUCGGUCAACGAAAGGGAGAAAGGAAUAGAAAAGGAAAGAAAAUGGGAAAAUCAGUCAUCGCAGAGGAGUCUGUUUCGGACUACGUUGCGUCACUUUAUGGAGCUCGUAAAUGGCAAAUCGGGCUGAUUAUCGGUCAGUUAACAGCUCAAAGAGAUUAUAUUGUGCACCUGGUAAGAACACCAGAGCAGACAAAUGAAGAACAGAAUGAAGAAAAAAGACUGAAGUCUAUAGAUGAUGUUGAUGACAACUGGGCCAUCGAACAUGCGCACCAGGUGUCAAGAAUGUUAACAGGCGGGUUGGAGGUGUUGGGCGUGUUUGUGUUUGGUCCCCCUGAUAUGUUGACCAAAGCCCAAGGCAAGCUGAGGCAGCUUGUAUAUAUGAUAUACAAGAAAACGAGUAUCAAGGUUGAUGCUUUCUUUCACGCUCAAGAGGCAAUUAGCUCAAGAGUUAUUCUUCAAAUUUGUUCUCAGACUAAGAAAAUGACAUGCAAAACACUAGAUGCAUCUGAUCCGAAGGCAACUGUUCAACCGGCAGAGCUCAAAUACCAGGCAUUUACCAGCAAAUGGACAACAUUGCGAACCCAAAUUUUUAUAGAUACAAAAUUUUUAAUCCCUGCAAAGUUAGGAAAAGCUACUCUGCACACUCAAUUAGUGGAAAGUCUAUCUACAACGCUUCAUGGUAUUUCCAAUGGAAUAUGUACAAUUGAUGGUAAAAUCCUCCCCAUGGAACAACAGCUGGUUAUAUCAGAAAAACAGGGGAAGGCAAGUCAUCAUGCCACUAAUAAGUCUGAUGAACCAUUAGCUGUGGAAAUAUUUGUUGAAAUGUCUUCUUGGGGUUCAUGUCCAAAGCCGGUUGCUUCAGAGACUGUAGGAUGUAUGUACAUGCGUGGCAACAUUCAAUGCAGAGCUUAUGUGAAUCAAAAGAGCUCUUGUGGUGAAGCCCUACAGGCAUUGAAGCGUGAUGCAGUGCGAAGUAUGCUGUCAAGAUGUGAGGUGCUCUGUGAGGACAUCUUGGAUGCCCAACAGCAGGAGAAUAAAGCAUCUCUUGAUGGAACAUGGGCGUGCCCCAAGCGAGUGUUUACACCCCUCAAAGGUCCUGUUUGUGUCUGUGAUUACAUGUUUCAAGAUGAGACAACGCAGGACUCUUUCGACCGUUUAUCUGAGCUUAUGGAUGUCACCCCUGACAUAGAAGACAUAGAGAUCUCCGAGAUAAUUCCAGGUGUUGCUCAAGUCGAGGAGAUUAGCAGGAAAUUUAGUGCUGAAAGGGAUAGAUUGACGUCAUCAGGAAAGAACCAAUCAGAAGAAUCGAGUAGUAGUAAGUCAAGUUUUACUGUGAUAGGCUUGCUGGUAGGUGCCGUGUCUGCUUUAGUUGCUGCUGGUGCGGCAUUGUUCUUGGGAGAUCAGAACUAAAUUAGACGGUGGAUUUAAACAGCUUAGUCCCUGGCCUUAUCAACGGGUUUCCUGUGCUCGUAGUAAGCCGUGAGGAGGCCCGGGGUCUGGGCCGAGCUCGCGCACAGAGAAGGUUCCCUGUGGUGUCUUAUCUACCACAGGAAACCCGGUCAGAAUGCCAGUGACAAGGUUGGGCUAGAUUGGUACCGCCAUUGGACGGGAAUAACUCAUAACGCAUUCACCUUUGAUCAAAUCUUAACCAAAAUUUGCGCAAUAAAAAUUAAGUAUACUCAUUAAGAUCAGACUCAGAACACUUGAUUCCUUAGCCUGCUUGCAGACGGUACUCGGUGCAAACGGGCGCCAUAUUGUAUUUUAAGCCGCGUGGUUCUUGGGGGCGAGGGUUCUUUCCCUCUUCUCUUCUUUCCCCCCUGCCCUGCGUCCGUGUUUGCGCUCGCCGCCAGGAACCACGCGGCUUAUAAUACAAGAUGGCGCCCGAUCACCGAACGGAGAGGGUUUUCCGCGAUAAUAACACCAAGUACCGCCUGCAAGCAGGCUAUUGGUUCCUUCGCUCCUGUUUAUCAGCCACGAUAGUAGAAAUAGAAUAAAACCAGCCUUAUCUGUCAUUCUUAUAAUUUAUUGGAGUCAGACAAAUUAUCAUAUAGUUAAUUACCUUAUUAUAGGAAAUUAACGUUGUAGAUAUUAACGUGUAUCAAAUGUACGCGUAUCAAAUUAACGCGAAUAUUUUCGGACAACUCUUCUCAAAACAAGUGAAAUUAACGCGAAUUUGAGCAUAACGUAUUCAGAUAAACUAAAUUAACGCGGAUCCCAAAAGAUAGUAGAAUUUAUUUCUCAAUUUGCUGCUCGGAAAUACUUGUAUUAUGCCGAAAGUGAUGACAAGCCAGACCAAGAAGACAAUUAAACAUUUUGUGAAGCUCCUUAUUAAAAACAGUAUUGUUCAAGAAGUCGUUGAAUUUUGUUUUCGAUUUUUGAUAACAUUCAGUAAUAAUUAAUGUUUACUAAAUUAAGUUUAGCUUAAUUAAUGUAUUUCAAAUUAACAAUACACUUAAUUAAGGUACAUUUAAUUGACGCGGAUUUUUCAAAUACGCGUUAAUUAAGUUGAGCGUUAAUUUCCUAUAAUAAGGUAUUAUAAAGAUAUUUCAGGAAAAACGCAAGAUGUGUAUUCUUUCAAGUAGAUGAUCUGUGAUAUAGACAAUGCUUAAAAAAAACAAUUAAUAAAAAAAACAUAAAACGCCAAAUACGCAUCCUAGGGGACCCAUGGCGACGCGGAGACCGGAAGAAAGAGGGGGGGGGGGGGGGUAGACGUCUAUUCUUUUGUCUUCACGAGGACUCCCGCUUCCGAUCUCCACGUCGACCCGGGUUCCCGAGGAUGCCAAAUACGUCGCACGAGCUUAGUGUUCUGAAAACUUAAGGUCAUUUCCCUGAAAUAAAGCUUGUUGUUGAAUUUCUUUCA